CGCCGGCUCACUUUCGUGACGCGACCCACGGCGAGGGGGAAGAUGGCUAUCCUAGUGAAGGGCGUGCGGUGGUCCACGCGACCAUUGCUGCCGGUGGUCCAGUCUUGGGACUUGGACCCCCGGCGCUGGGUCCGGGCGCUGCGGCGGAGCCCGGUAAAAGUGUUGUUUCCAUCCGGACCGGCGGCGGAGCGGAAGCCUGGCUCCCGGCAGCAGCCCCUGAAGGCGGCGGCCGAGGGCAGCCCCCACGCGCCGCGAGUGCAGCGGCCGCCUCCGGCGCCCCUGUCUCAGAAGCCCAGCACUUGGGAAGAGUCCGGGCUUCGCUACGAUAAGGCUUUACCUGGGGACAGAAGGCUGAGCACUGUAAUGACCAUAGUUAAGUCCAGGCCGUUUCGGGAAAAGCAGGGGAAGAUCCUGCUGGAAGGUCGCAGGCUGAUUGCAGACGCUCUCAAGGCUGGUGCUGUGCCCAAAGUUUUCUUCUUUAGCCGCGUGGAGUACCUAAAGGAGCUGCCCAUUGACAAGCUGAAAGGGGUCAGCCUCAUUAAGGUGAAAUUUGAGGAUAUCAAGGAUUGGUCCGACCUAGUAACACCACAAGGAAUAAUGGGGAUCUUUGCCAAACCCGACCAUGUUAAGAUGACGUUCCCAGAGACUCGGCUUCACCAUGAACUGCCCUUAUUGUUGAUUUGUGACAAUCUCCGUGACCCUGGGAACCUGGGGACGAUUCUGAGAUCUGCUGCUGGGGCAGGCUGCAGCAAAGUCUUACUCACCAAAGGCUGUGUGGAUGCCUGGGAGCCCAAAGUGCUGAGGGCGGGAAUGGGUGCACAUUUCCAGGUGCCCAUCAUCAACAACCUGGACUGGGAGUUGGUACCCAAUUACUUGCCUCCAGAGACUCGUGUCUACGUGGCAGACAACUGUGGCCUUUAUGCCCAGGCCCAGAUAUCUGAGAAAGCCAGUGACCAUGGCUGGAUGUGUGACCGACAACUCUCGAAGUUGCACAAGUAUGAGGAAGAGGAAGAGGAGGUUCUAGAAACUGGAGCCGGUAAAGGCUGGCUCCCUGAACUUGAGGUCCAGAGUUACGACUCGGACUGGGCAGAGGCACCAGCAGCCAUAGUGAUAGGGGGAGAGACCCACGGCGUGAGCCUGGAGUCCCUGCAGUUGGCCGAGGGCACCGGGGGCAAGCGGUUGCUGAUCCCUGUCAUGCCGGGUGUGGACAGCCUCAACUCGGCCAUGGCCGCCAGCAUCCUGCUGUUCGAAGCGAAGAGACAGCUGCGGUUAAGGGCGGACCCUUAAGCAGAGACAGGAGUUGCCACCGAGAAGGGACGUAGAAGUCAUCCUUGGUUUGAGGUUGUCUCCAGCUCUUCCUACAGAGUUAGUAAUGGUGGCUCCCCAGCAGGUAGGCACAAUGCUGUUGGUUACUGGAAAAAUAAUUUACCUUAAAGGAUUUCUGCCUAUUUUCAAAGGUCAGAAUUCUUCUGAGAUCCCCCAUCUCCCUGAUUUUUUAUGUAGCUGUAAAGGCCCCAGGUGAUGGCCCUCAGUAGCUAGCUGUUCUUGUGGCUCGGCUGUGCCCGCCUCUGCAGUUGUUUGCUCAGGCCCUGACUUACAGCCACUGUGUGCGUGUGACGCGGUCCCCCCAUUUCUGGUGAAGUGGCUGGUAGAAGUGACUCGAUCCAUCGGGUGGUGGUAUGCGUUCUUGGCACCUCUGCAGAGACUUUUUUUUAGGACUCUGUUGAGGAAAGGAGGACAACAGUUUUACCAUCUUCAGCUUAACCCUGCAUCUGUCGGGAAAGCUGUGCCCCUUUUACUCCCUGAACACUUGGUUAAACGUAGUGAGUGGAGCUACUUACGUUAAGCCUCUCUCCUGCACACAGGAACAGAACUGCUUAGGAAAAUGCCAGCAUUCCUGGCUGCUGUGACAGGAGGGAGGCUGAGGUUCUGAGGAUGUGAACUUGGGACCCUUGGGCCCACAACACUGCAGCAAGACCCUGCUCUUGUGUCAAACCCCCAGGGGACCAGAGCUAGCCAGACCCUCACUUACCAGGGGCCAGCUGGGUGUGGCCUGGAACAGGAGGGCGGAUGCAGAGAGUCAUCAUUGUGCUUUAAGUCACGGUGUGGAGGGCAGGUGGGACUGAAGUAGGAGGCUGACUUCAAGCAGUGUCUGCAGGCACGGAGAAUGUGGUUGGAGACGUGGACGACGAAGGACACUGGCGGUAGUGUUUUACCGCAUCCCUUCCGUGCAGUGGCUCCUAUAGUGGUCAGGGUUCCUCGAGAGCCCUUCUGCUGCUCAUUCCAGGGAGGCUUAGCUGCCGGCAUGCCUGAGAGGAGCUGUGAUCCCCCUUCUCCCGUGGCUGCCCCAGGUCCUGGUUGAACUUCCUCUCAAGAGAACCAAAAGAUCCAGCAGACUCAUGCCCCAAGUGGCAGGGUGGGGUUGCUUCGGUGUGUUUGAGGAGGGGUUUUGCAGGAACAUUCUCUGGUUAGCCUGUGCUCUCCUAGGCUUACAGGUCAGAACUGCUGCUCUGGUGCCCCUCCCCGCCAGUCUGGGGCCCUCUUCUGGGGCCCAUGCAAGUGGCCCACAGAUUGACUGUCAUCUCUUAGAGGGUAGAUGAGCUCCUAAAGGCUGGGCCUAGUCUGCCAGCCACACUGCCCGUCAUACCAGCAGGCUAAGUCUGGGAGGCAGCCCGGAAAACGACCACUCUUCCGCUGACAUUUGGUCUCAGCACCGUGGGAAAGUGCUCCAGAAACAAAUCACUGAACAGAAGGUGGUGCUCAGCAUGAAACCAGCCCGAAGUUUCUGUCCCUGAGUCACUGUUCCUGCUGAUUUUUGUUACAGAAUAAAAAUCAGUGAAAGAACAACAAA
This is a messenger RNA of Phyllostomus hastatus (greater spear-nosed bat), 2851 nucleotides long. It is a transcript of the gene MRM3, whose product is annotated as mitochondrial rRNA methyltransferase 3. Gene Ontology annotation, biological process: RNA processing. The record is from RefSeq and is a predicted model, not a curated record. The coding region runs from base 43 to 1287 and encodes 414 amino acids. Gene Ontology annotation, molecular function: RNA binding; RNA methyltransferase activity. NCBI's taxonomy places the organism in Eukaryota, Metazoa, Chordata, Mammalia, Chiroptera, Phyllostomidae. The transcript is spliced from 4 exons.